AUGUUUUGUCCUCAAACACGGGAGACCGUUUGGAAAGAAUGUAUCCCCGCAACCAGUCAUUUCAUGGCAGCUAGGAGCGUGGUGCAGUGGCAAGAGCGGUUGCCUGCGAAGCCUAUGAUGAAGGUUCGAAUCUUUUUGAGGCUAUCGAUUUUUGCCAUUUAUUUUUUUGAUGGAUCAUGAUGAACAUGUCGAAACUUCAUAAAUUGAAACGUUCAAAACCUUUCGAUAACCAUUUUCUUGCAAAAACAACUUUUUCAACAAAAUUUUUUUUUGAAAAUUUCUUGAAGUUCUGGUCGACCCUAAAAUCAUCAGAGACUGAAGAUUUCCUUUUUAAUUUCAAUAAAAAGUGAUUUUUUUCCAAAAAUUUUCGUAGUCUAAAAAUGUUUUUUUGCAAAUGAAUUUGAAGAAAAAAAUUAUUUUUUUACGAUGUGAAGCAUGCCGCAAAAAAAAAAUUUUUGUUGAAAAAGUUAUUUUUGCAAGAAAAUGGUCAUCGAAAGGUUUUGAACGUUUUUGUUUAUGAAUUUUCGACAUGUUCAUCAUGAUCCAUCAAAAAAAUAAAUGGCAAAAGUCGAUAGCCUCAAAAAGAUUCGAACCUUCAUCAUAGGCUUCGCAGGCAACCGCUCUUGCCACUGCACCACGCUCCUAGCUGCCAUGAAAUGACUGGUUGUGGGGAUACAUUCUUUCCAAACGGUCUCCCGUGUUUGAGGACAAAACAUUUAAAAAAUCAUAUCUCCAAAACGAAAAGUUUGCGCAGAUAGCGACUAUGCGGGAUCGAUUCCCAGUCCAUCAAAGAUGCUUUGAGCAAUUUUAUAGAAAAUUCCAAACCCUACGCAAAAAUGACCUUGCAUGUUAGUCAUGUGGCUGCGUAAACGCAGCCAAUAAAAGAAACGUGGCGUUCACAUUCGCGUAACUGACAGUCAUUGUCGCGGUUCUUCACCGACUGGUAACAAUGGGUAACUUUUCAGACUUUUAUUUUUUAUCACCAAUGAGUUGGCGAGUCAAAAAAGUUUGAAGUUUCAUUGAACGAAUUUCCACCGAAAAAUCUAGUUCAAGUUGAACUUGUUUAAGUGAGAAAAUAAGCGAAAACGUGACUUUUGUCGUGAAAAACUUGACAUUCGACUGGAAAAAACUGCGCUUUUGGAUGAAAAAAGCCCAGGCCCUCAACAAAUGAAAAAUUGGGUUCGUAGCGCGCUAGUUGCUCUAGCUGAUUCACGGUUAGCUUGGGAGGGGGCGUGUCCUGUCUACGCUCUCCACGAGCCAGGCGCUAUCUCGUGCAUUAUCGUGUCAGGACCCGUUUUUCGAUGGCUCAAGCUAGGCGUGAAUCAGCUAUCAAAACGGCGCAAAAAAUCUUUCGAGCAGUCAGUUUUAUUUCAAAACGUUUGUGGAAUGCUCUUCAUUAGACUUUUUUUUUACAAUUUGUAACAUUCUUCUGUUCAUUUCAUUAACCGUGAUUAAAGUUAUAAUGCGACGUGCAUUUUUGCGCGUCCCCAACUAGUACUUGAGUUGCUAAAAGUGACUAUUUUGACAUAAGAAAAAUUUUCGCCGAAAAAUUUCCCUCAUUAAAGGCAUAGGGGCAGUAAAAAGCGGGGUUUCCGGUGAAAGCAGUAUCGUAUAUAGUUUUUCAUUGCGAAUCGAACUGUGCUAUCGAAAAAAUUACAAAUGUGACUUCUUUUGAAGAAAAACGCGAUUUUACUUUCCCGCCUUUAAUUUUGAAAAUGCUUUGGAUCGGUAUACAGACAACUGGUUACAGUAGCUGUGAACGCGAUGUCGCGGACGUCUCAUUAGACUCGCGUUUUGUGAGAAAUAACCGGAUAUCUCUUUCAAAUUAAGAGUUCCUUUUCUGAAAAAACAUUCAGUCAAGCAAAAAGCACUGAUAAUGAAGGAAACACAAAGUAUUGCAAUCAUAAUCGAAACCUGCGUAAAAUCAUCAUUUUUCAGCAGAAAAGCAUUUUUGCGAUCAAAGUUCGCAAAUCAUACAUCAAUAGAACGUUUUUGUGACAUAAAGAACAUUGGUGAAAACAGAAAAAAUUGAAAUUCGAAAGAAACGAAAAAAAAAAGGAAAAAUCCGAAAAAUGGUGAAGCGUGUUGUCCAUAGAGCAACUUUACUGCAAAGCGCUCUUUUCGCGGGAACUCAAACUUUCCUCCCUCCGACUUUGAAUCAUUUUUUUUUCUACAAAACUAGGAAGUCGGUACGUUUCCAAGUUUACCGUUCGAUUCGCAAUGAAAAGCUCUACAAAAUACUGCUUUGAACUGAAACACCGUUUUUUACUUUACUGCCCCUAUGCCUUUAAGCUAUGUGAAAAAUUCUGCAGGCCAUUUCUGAUCAAAAUGCUAAUGUCACAUGUUCUCUCAAUACUUACUUCCAUGUAUUCAAAGCGCAUAAUCAAAGCGCCUGGAAGCGACUUUACGAAAUCAGAAAUGAUUCCCGACUCUCCACAAAUUCUCAGGAAUUCUCUCUAGGGCUUGUAAGAGUUUUUAAGUGAUUUUUUCAAUCUAUUUCUCCGCGUAUUCUUUAAUUUCUCAACGCAACUUUGAACGCGGCUUCGAAUUCGGAGUCUUGAAAACUUUUUGCUAAUUUAUUUUGAUUUAUUACCGCUUUUGCAAUAUUUUUUAGUUCAAAUUAGGUUUAAAUUAGCCUUGUAAGUUCCAAACUUUGUUUUUCAAGGGUCGUCCAAACCUCGUCUGAAAAGGCAGCUAAUUUUCGCCUUCGGUUUACUGUUUUGCACUUUGUCAAAGGUUACAAGUCAAGGUAAACUUUUUUUCUUCUAUGUUCAGUGCAUUCAACAUGCCAAGUCUAGUAAAGGCUUCAAAAAAGUUCGUAAUAUCUAUUGGGUUCGAUAAUAUUCGUUAGCAGGACAUCCUCACAAUGAAACAACGAAGAAAAAAAAAUCGAACGAUAAAAAAAUUUUAAAAAAACCAAGAGCCAGGUGAACUUUUUUUCAAUCAUGGGUAAAAUUGAAAAGUUCCUUUUUAGGAUCUCCAAAGGAUCCUGAGAGUUUCUCUAAAAGCUCUUCAAAUUAUGUAAAAAAGCUUUUGAGCUCCUUUUCAUAUCCUGAGCGGAGCCUUUUUGAAUCCACUCGACUUUUUUGUUGAAGAAUUUGAAAAAAAAAAAUGCAAAAUUGAAAUAGAAACCCCCUUUUUUUCCAACACAGCUUAACACACGUUCUCCGAGAUUUUCGAUUAACCGUUGGUAAAAAAAUUUCAUCUUUGUUCCUGAGAGCUCUCCUUGCUAUCAUGAAUAGUGAAUAACCUCUUGAAUAUUUAGAACCAGGUUUUAUUAGGCUCCGCCCCCUUUCAGGCUUACUGUAGAAAAAACAUCGUAGAAACCAAACUUUUUCCUAGUGGAGCAAAUUCGUCCAAACAAAUUUUAAAACAAAAUAUCUUCCCAUUUGAACAUUUGUAGUUAUAGAACUGACCCGGAAAAAUUUUCUUUCAGAAGGGAAAAAUUCAAGUUUUGCACGCGAAAAAUGCAUUGAAUGGAAGGGGGAAUAUCUCGCGGCGGCUAACUUCAACUGCCAGGAGGUGGCGUGGUGUAGUGGCUAGCGUCCUGCGCUGUGGAACCUAUGAUGUCUUGAAAGAAGAACAUCUUAAAAAGAAGAAGAACAAAGAAUGAAUCUCAUAAAAAUUUUGUUUUUAUCACAAAUUUUUUUAAAUAAAGUAGUCGACCAUAAGCCCUAUGGUUAAAAAAGGAAAUUUAUAGCGAAAAAAAUUUUUUGUCAAAAUUAUUUCUCAGAAGGGCAUAAAAUGGUGAAUUUCAACAUUUUGAGCUGUUUUCUCACUCCAUCUUCAAAACUUACUAAUUUUUUUGAAGAAAAAAUUGGCAAAAAAAUAAAUUUCCCCCAAAAAAGGACCGAACCUGCAUCAUAGGUUUCACAGCACAAGGCUGCUAGCCACUACACCACGCCACCUCAUGGCAGUGGAAGUUAGCCGCCGCGAGAUACUCCCUCCUUCCAUCCAAUGCAUUUUCGCGUGCAAACUUCGAGAUGCCAUAACUCUACUACAACCAUAAAUGCGCACUUUUUUUCAACUUUAUUGGAAUCAGGGUGUCCCAAAGUACGUAUAUACCAAGUUUCAUCGAAUUCUCAACCCACCAUUUUUUGCACUCCCCGUGUGAGUAUUAAACGCUAAUAACCUGUUUUUUCGACCAGCUUUGGCUGCGUACUUGAGAUAUGAACUUUCACGCCAAAAUUUUUUGACGUUUCUCCACCCCGUUUGGGAACGCCGUGAAAGGCUUGUCGAAAUUAGCUCGUGAUACCAGAGAUAUCUUCGAUUUUUUUUUUCUGGCGUGUAUCGAAACAAGACUUUCCGCUUGAUUCCAGAGGCAUGUUGCAUCAUUCGACCUCUCUGUUCUCAUCCUGUGCGGUCGUGUCGUCCUCGUCUCUCUACUCUAAUCCGAUGGCUGGUAUCAAGCGGCCUAAUCUUGGCAAGGUCUCUUCCCCCAAAAGAUCUCGUACUCCGCGUGCUACCGUAACUUCUCAAAUGGCUUCAAUCGUUGAACAACUGGCUGAAACAAAUAAAAACAUGGCUCAACUCGUGCUCUCGUUCAUGAUUGUAAGUCCCUUCCUCGUCCUCUUAAAAUCAAGUUCGAUACUGUUGAGUCUCGCAAUCUGUUCAUUUUCAAGGCUCGUCGCGCUGUCUUAUCUCUUCCUCAGAUUCCUCCAAUUCCUUUCUUCAAAGUCAGACGCGACAUGACUCUUCCUGAGUUGGCCCUUCUUAAACGCAUUCGCUUUCGUGUUUUUCUUCUGAACAAGGAGAAUCCCAACUCUUUUUAUGUUCGAGAUCUCUCUAUUGCGCGAAAAACUGUCAAAUCGUAUCCUAAAAAUCAUGUAACCCCUAUUUAUUCUUCUGAUGUCAAUGUUAAUCCUAUUGCUCCUAUUUCCAAUGCUGUCAAUGUUAAUCUCGAUCCUGUGAAUUCAUCCCCUCUUCCUGACGCCAUUAUGUCGUCACCUUCAUCUCAUGUUUAA
This is a messenger RNA of Caenorhabditis auriculariae, 4964 nucleotides long. The record is from the annotation of a GenBank genome assembly. Lineage: Eukaryota; Metazoa; Nematoda; Chromadorea; Rhabditida; Rhabditidae.